CAGCACUGGACAUACGCAGAAGGACGCGGAGCGGUGGACUGGCUCGGCGAAUAACCCAAGAUUAAAAUUAAUUUAUAACUGAAUAAUUAUCGCGAAUCAUGAAAUAAAAAGUUUAUAUUUGCAAUCCGCAAUUAAAUUGAAAACGAUUCGCAUUGGUUUCAUCCUUGAAAUAUGAGUGCCUGUUUUGAGAAUACCAUAUAUUAUGAUUUCUCGCAGCUGAAAUAGUUUUUGAUUUUUCUUUUAAAAACAAAAGCACCCGCAAUUUUUUGGAGUGAGAUUGUUAAUAUUGUUAACGAUUCCGCAAUUAAUGGAAUUUUUUAAAUUCAAAAAUAUGCAAAUCGUUCGCCUAGGUCCCGGAGCUGGCUUGUACGCGUCGCGCCUCCUCCUCCUUCUACAUUUAGGUAAUUUCUUUUUUAUUUAUUAUCUCGGAACUUUGCACUCGUCGAAAUCGAGUAAAAAAUCGAUUCCAAUGCAAAAUUGAACGCUCUUUCGAAUGGUGCAGGUCAUUUUACUGUACGUUAAUCCGUUUUCGAGAUAUAAGCAAAAUUAAUUUCUGCACACAUAGAACCCGUUAACCUAGGAAGCUGCAAAUUUCAGAAUCGUCUUUUUCGACCUCGAUUUACCUAUUAACCGAAAUGCAGCCAUUUCUAUCGCAUUUCGAUUUCUAAGCUAAUUUCACUGGACUAAGUUGGGAACUCGGAGUCCCGGAACUGUUACAUAGUUGAGUAUGCGCACUAUAGCGCAUCUUGACGAUACCUACAAGGAACAAAAAAAAAAGAAGAAGAUAAGUUUUUAUGUACGCGUCAUUCAUUGUUUCUUAACCGUACAGCAAUUACUUCCUUAGAAAAAUGUAAUUCAGGUUAUUCAUAUGACAUAAUCUUGUGAAAUUGAUUUUGUCAUACAAAAAAUAUUGUCUGCUGUCAAACAUGUUGCAACAAUUGUCUGGUGUCAACAUUGUACUGUUUAUCGCUGCAGGGGUUCAAACUGUGAUUCUUCUAUUUAUUUUUGCAAAAAGACAAAUAAUGCGAUUCACUUUGCGCUCUAGAAGAGGUCCUCACACUCCAAUAGCAUAUGAUACUAUUAAAUCUCUUAGAAAGGAAAUAGAUCGAAGGAUUCAUGUUAUUCCAAGGAUACAGUAUGAGCCAUAUCUUGAUGAGAGUAUACAUAAAUUAAUGAAUGAAGGUCCAAUUCCUUCCCAUUUUUACAGAUUAAAAGCUGUAAAUGAUUUUAAAAAAUUAGAAUUACAAAUUAAUCAUCAGAAUAACUUUUUUAAACGACACCCAAAAGAAAAUAUACGAGGAUACUUAAUUAAUGCAUUAUCAGAUAAUUUAACUGGAAAUGGACAACACAUGAUUCAUGAAUUUUGUGAUUUAUAUGAACAUGCUCGUCAUGAUCCAUCAGAAUUUCAGGAUGAAGAAUAUGAAAUCUAUUCAAAAUUAUUACUGAAAUUAAUUGACGCUUAUGUUUAAUAUAGAAAAAGUAUAUUAUGAGAAAUUUUUCAAAUGCAACAGGGUAAACACUUUUUUGGUUUUUACCUCUAUUUUUUAAUAAUUAAUGAUGAUGAAAAUAAAGUGGUGUCAACAUUAGAACUACAUCAUAUUUUGUAAUAUUUAUGGGUUAUAUUGGGCUAUUGGUUUAUACAUUUUUUUUCCCUGAAAAUAAAUAGUAUUCUGUUCUAUUCUA
This is a messenger RNA of Nasonia vitripennis (jewel wasp), 1683 nucleotides long. RefSeq lists its product as uncharacterized. The record is from RefSeq and is a predicted model, not a curated record. NCBI's taxonomy places the organism in Eukaryota, Metazoa, Arthropoda, Insecta, Hymenoptera, Pteromalidae. The transcript has 3 exons. Bases 927 to 1469 code for a protein of 180 amino acids.